GAUUGAGGUUAUGUUUUGAGAAAGUUAUCAUACACGAUUAGCUAAUAUUUUAAUAAUAUUUGUUUGAAAGAUUAUAUACAUACAUAUUUUAUACUAAUUAGGUAUUUAAAAGAGGUUUUAACUAUACAAAUUGUCUUAAACAUCAAUUAUGAAAAUUCGUUAUGCUCUUACCAAUCGUAACAUUUUAAAGUAUUUCAUAUUAUCUAAAGGAUAUUGUUCUAAAGUUCCCGCAACUCCUAUAUCUACAUUAGAAAAAAGAACAGAAGAAAACGUUAAAAUAGAUAAUAAUACUUUAGCUCUUUUAGAAAGACUAUCCUUAGUGAAAUGUGAUACAAUAGAAGGAGUAAAAGUAUUAGAAGAUUCUAUUGCUUUUGCUGACAAGAUUCUUCAUAUAAAUACUGAGAAUGUUAAACCUUUGUAUUCUGUUUUAGAAGACGAGAACCUAUUUCUCCGACCAGAUAUUAUAACACAAGGUAAUUGUCAAAAGGACAUCUUGAAAAAUGCUGUAUUAACAGAGGAUGAUUACUUUGUUUCUCCUCCAGGGAAUAUACCAUUACAUGAAGUACAGUCAGAGGAUACUUUAAGACAAGAAUUGACAAAACAAGUUUCUGAAAAUGACAAAUAAUAUAAGAAAUAUUUUAAAAAUUAGAAACUUUUUUAGAAUUUUAGAGACAAAAGAAUGUACAGUUAGAUAUAUUGUAGAAAAACCUGGACGAUUACUAAUGCAAAACAUUUACUGUAAUUGGUUAAGAUAUAUAAAUACUAAAACAUCAAAAUAUAUGAACCUUUUUUCUGAUAUAAAGUAUUUUCAAGAAACAAAAAAAAUAUCUUUACCUGUUGGAUGUCUAAACUGCACAAUACCUGAUUUUAACAACAAUAUAACAAUUGAAUAUAAUCUUUCUGAGUACACUCAUGUUAAUAAUUUGAAACUUGAUUGUAAUAUAUAUGUUCCAAAGCAAGAUGUAAUGCAAUAUUUCAUUCAGUGGCAGCGUUACAGGAAAUUUUGGUGGAGUUCAAUAACAACAACACCUAGUCUUUUUGCUAUAAAUGACAUCAAAUAUGAUGAGGACUCUGCUGAAGUAGACAUUGUUGCAAAAUAUCCAUGGGGCCAACAAAUUGUAGAGACAGUGAAAAUUUCACCAAGUCAGCUAUUAAAGAACUCAUCGUGUUUGAAUUGCUCAAUGUCACUGGAAGGUGCUUUAUUAUAUAUUUUACAAGAUGCACAAACAAAUCAAAAUAAAGAGCAGUACUUGAGAUUGCACAGAAAAAUGGCACCUUAUAAAAUUUCUUUUGCUCUGAAGUGUGAAGAAUCAAAGGACAAAACUGCGCUACAGGAGCUUGCCAAACUGUUACACUUGAGAUUAAACAUGAGAAAUAUUUCUUCUUGGCCACCAGAUUGGUCCCAUUCAUCAGAAUCACAGAUAAACGAAAAUUUACAUAUGGGCGUGACCUACACAGCUGUUCUGAGUCAGAAAACGCUUGAAAAUGGCAUAUUUCAUUUAUUGAAUAGCAGUACUAUGUUGAAGGAAGAAGUCCACUUAGCUGAUUUUGAUGAUUAUGCAACUUUAUUAUUUAGUAAUUAAUCACGUAAUGUAAUAAUAUAGUAUAACAGUCUCAAUAAAAAAAUAUUAUCA
This is a messenger RNA of Plodia interpunctella (Indianmeal moth), 1634 nucleotides long. RefSeq names its product DNA polymerase gamma subunit 2 (gene DNApol-gamma35). The record is from RefSeq and is a predicted model, not a curated record. Bases 615 to 1583 code for a protein of 322 amino acids. Lineage: Eukaryota; Metazoa; Arthropoda; Insecta; Lepidoptera; Pyralidae. The transcript is spliced from 7 exons.